Manis pentadactyla (Chinese pangolin) is the source of this 3077-nucleotide messenger RNA. It is a transcript of the gene BCL2L13, whose product is annotated as BCL2 like 13. The transcript is spliced from 7 exons. Gene Ontology annotation, biological process: regulation of apoptotic process; apoptotic process. NCBI's taxonomy places the organism in Eukaryota, Metazoa, Chordata, Mammalia, Pholidota, Manidae. The coding region runs from base 201 to 1529 and encodes 442 amino acids. The record is from RefSeq and is a predicted model, not a curated record. Gene Ontology annotation, cellular component: mitochondrion.
CACGUCGCGGGUGACCUCACCUUUCAACAUGGCGGCGGCGGUAGAUUAGGGCCGCGGGUCGAAGCAGCCACCGCCGCUGGGGCACCCCGUUGGAAACAGCUGCCGCCGCCGCCGCCUAUUUCAUCUCCUCUGGGGCAGGGGCCAGGGCCAGGUUUUACACAUCUGUAAGUAGACCUUUUGGAGCUCUGCCAGCCAACUCAAUGGCGUCCUCUACUACUGUGCCUCUAGGAUUUCACUAUGAGACCAGGCAUGUUGUUCUCCGUUACCUGGGACUCCUCUCUCGGGAGAAGCUGCAAGGGCGACAGCCUUCCUCACCCCAAGGAGUUCGACAAGAUGUAGUUUCACAAUCUCUGGAUCAAGAAGUUUUAUUAAAAGUUAAAACUGAAAUUGAAGAAGAACUAAAAUAUCUGGACAAAGAAAUUUCUGAAGCCUUCACCAGCACAGGCUUUGAUCGUCACACUUCUCCUGUGUUCAACCCUGCUAAUCCAGAAAGCUCAGUAGAAGAUUGCUUGGCUCAUCUUGGAGAAAAGGUGUCACAGGAACUGAAAGAGCCUCUACAUAAGGCAUUGCAGAUGCUCCUCAGCCAGCCAGUGACAUAUCAGGCAUAUCGGGAAUGUACACUGGAGACCACAGUUCAUGCCAGCGGCUGGAACAAGAUUUUGGUGCCUCUGAUUUUGCUACGGCAAAUGCUUUUGGAGUUGACGAGACGCGGCCAAGAAUCUUUGAGUGUGCUGUUGCAGUUUGGUGUGACCUAUCUGGAGGACUGUGCAGCGGAGUACAUCAUUCAGCAAGGUGGCUGGGGCACUGUCUUUAAUCUUGAGGCAGAGGAAGAAGAGUACCCUGGAGUUGCUGCAGAAGAUAGCAAUGACAUUUAUAUCCUGCCCAGUGACAACUCCGGACAAGUCAGCCCUCCAGAGUCCCCAACCGUGACCACUUCGUGGCAGUCGGAGAGCUUGCCGGUUUCGCUGUCAGCCAGCCAGAGCUGGCACACAGAAAGCCUACCAGUGUCCCUAGGUCCCGAGUCCUGGCAGCAGAUCGCAAUGGAUCCGGAAGAGGUCAAAAGCUUAGAUAGCAACGGGGCUGGCGAAAAGAGCGAGAACAACUCGUCCAAUUCUGACAUCGUGCACGUGGAGAAAGAGGAAGUCCCAGAGGGCGUGGAAGAGGCGGCCGCCGCGCCUGGGGUCUCCCCAGCGGGGCAGCUGCAGGAGCCGCUCCCCGGAGGCCCCGUGCCCUUGCUUCUGCGCGCCCCUGCCGCAGCCUUGCUGGAGGCAAAGGAACCCGACCUGGAAGUAAUGGCAGCUGAGGAAGCCGGCCCUGCUCCGCCUGGGCCCCCGGAGCUCGGUGACGACAAGACCUCGGUGGUGGAGCUGAGAGCCGCGAGUGAGCCUGCUGGGGGGGAGCACCCAGCUGGAGAGGGGCGGGCCGUCGCCCUGUCCGAGGGUAGGGCCAUACUGCUGCUUGGGGGUGCUGCCGCACUCGCCCUCCUGGCAGUGGCUGUUGGGGUAGUGCUGGCUCUAAGGAAGAAGUAGCAGGGUUUUCCAAAGAGGAAGAAGACAGAAAGGACGGGAGGUGUCAGCUGGAUGGACUGAAUUUGAACUGCCUGCAUCUGGACAUUUGCGGAGCCCUGGGUAACCGGCUGCUGCUGCUCGCCAAGGCAGUGGGUUUGGCCCACACGUUAGGGCGUUGAGGUGGGGGGUGUUCACGUUUGUCUGGUUCUAAGUUCUGAGGGCCUGGGCUUACGCUAGAUUCAGAAUCUCGAGAGUAAAGUACCCCUCCCAACAAAACAGGGUUUCUCCGCCUCGGCGCCUGACUUCUUGACGCUCCUGGGCGGUGGGGGCUGUCUGUGCGCUGCACAGUGUGUGGCAGCGCCCACGGCCCCUACCAAGUGCCAGCGGCAGCCUCUCCCUCGGUUGUGACGACCGAGACUAUCUCCCAGCGCUGCCAGAUGUCUCUUGGGGGCGAUCGUCACGUUGAGAUCCACAGCUUUGUGGGGAGAGGGUUAAUUUGGGAGAAUCUGGGAUACAAAGUCCCAGGCAGGAGGGUUUAGCUGUGGGCUCUUUAGCUACCGAUGUGUCUUGCCCUUGGAGUCUUUCAUCUUUCCGAUGAACAUGCUGUUUUGGCUCUUGUCUUCCGCACCUUCUCAGGCCUGUAGCACGAGGGUGCCCACCGCUGUGCCCCAGCUGCCUCAGGUACCGCCCCGUUCCUCCCCAACCCGCGUGCCUCCCAGAGUCCGGGAGAGCGCCUGCUGUGCACCGGCAAGUCCCCGAUGUGCCCCGCAGCCCCCCUUGUAAAGAUGCCGCCUUUAGUCCUCUUUAAAAAAUCACUACAAAAUAAGAGAGACCCAGAGUCCCCUGCCUGGGGGUGCGAGGGCAAGCAGCUGGUCCGGCUAGAGGUCUGUGUCGUUCAGAAGCAGGCGGCAUAGAGGACCCCUGGGGCCCCUGCCGAGCCUCCGGGUGCGGCCUUCCUGUGGGCUGUGGCGCCGCCGGGGCCCAGUGCCUGCCAGGCCUGCUGCGGCUGUCCCGCAUCUGGCCCGUCUUGCUGGUCAACCAUAUCCUCUGUGGUCUUUUGCCAUGUGGUAAGGAUUUUCACACUUGGGCUUCCAGACGAGUUGAAUCAUAACUCUGAUUAAAUACAGAAAGUCUCCUAAAUAUCACUGCAACAUAAACUGGGAAAACAGUUUGAAUUCUUGAGGCUGCCCUUGAAAUCCAGUGUGGCUUUCAGAUCUGCGAGUGCAGGCUUGCUUUCUAAACCCUUCACAGCCCAAACCCUAAGCACCCUGACCUGUAUUUGCUGGAGAACCAGCAUGAUUUCCUUUCCCCUCGCUGAGCCUGUCCUUAAGUGGGUGGGACUGUGUCUUUUCCUGCCUGAGGGUCACAGUAUCAUGACGUAGGACACAGCAUGCUUGGUAUAGGUCACCCCAGAUUUAACUUAGAAACAUAAAUUACUUUUUAGAUCCUGAAAUUUGUAAAAGAAUUACUUUGUCUAUCCUUAUCAUCAAAAUGAUAUUUUGAAUGUGCUUUUAAAAAUUUAUUUCUUGAAAUUAAAUCUCCCAGAUGCAACAUACUGUUUAAAAGUUG